AAAAACAAGGAAACAUGAAAUUAUUGAGUUGAUUCCCAUCUCCCUUUUUAACCUAUCCAUCCAUCAGUGGCAAUUUUCAUAAUUAACCACUGACAACACACACACACACACUCUCUCUCUCUAACUUUCUCUCUCUGCACCAAAGUACAUUAACACAUGGAUGUAAUACUCUAAUGUAUAAUUGAAAGAUCCAACCUUUUCCCCUGUAAUCUGCAUGUGUGUAUGUCUUUCUUUCUUUCUUUCUAUUUUUACAAUAAAAAGAAUCCUAGGUGGGUUUAAUUCUAAAUAAUACUACUUCUUCUCCCCUUCAAUUCACUAAUUGAGGUUGUCUCUUUACAGACACACACACACACACACACACACACAUGCAGUGGUUGCCAUUGAUUUUUUUUUACAUACAUAUUCAUGCUUACAAGAAAUCCCUUUUCCCUUUUUUUUUUUAAUGUAGUUGUCUGUGAUUUGCCUUGUACUAUGAUGGUGAUUGUUUCAGAUUUCUUUUCUUGAUUUAACUGAAAUUUCCGGCCUGCAUUGAUUGAUUAUUUAUGAUUUUUUUUUUGUUCAAAAAUUGUUUAAAGAUCCAAUUUUUAUGCAAUUUAUAUGUGCUAAUUUAAAUGGGCCUUUCCCAGAUCUUCAAUUUUAUCACGGAUCACCCCUCUUUGUUAGGUUUUAAUCCGCCCCCGCCUUCGCCUUCAAUUUGAAAACCCUAAAGAUUCAAUUUUUAUCUUCUUUUUCAAAAAAUUGAAGAAAAAAAAAAAUCAAGAAUGUGGAAGCAAUUUCUGGGUAAACUCCCCCGAAAAUCCCCAAAAUCAGAUCAGGAUUUACCCAGAAACCCUAAUUUAGGCCCUAAUGCUGCAAACCCGGCUGCCAAAAGGGCCUCAGCUGCAGUUUUUCCAGCCAGUGUGAUUGCAGGUAUCGAGCCAUUGCUCGCCUUUAAAGACGUCCCGAAUUCCGAAAGAAUGAAUCUUUUCAUCAGUAAAUUGAGUCUUUGCUCUGUUGUGUUCGAUUUCACCGACCCCGCAAAGAACAUUCAAGAAAAGGAGCUCAAAAGAGCCACUUUGCUCGAGCUCCUCGAAUUCGUAUCCGAAAACCCACCGAAAUUCUCCGAGCCCGCGAUUUUAGCAUCUUGCAAAAUGUGCUCGAUAAAUUUAUUCCGCGUUUUCCCACCCAAUUGCCGAUCAAGAAUCACAACCGAAAACGACAAUGAAGACGAGCCCAUAUUCGAUCCGGCCUGGCCCCACUUGCAGCUAGUGUACGAUUUCUUCCUCAGAUUCGUGACAUCGACUUCCCUAGAAGCAAAGGUAGCAAAAAAGUACGUAAAUCAUGCAUUCAUAUCAAGAAUCGUGGACUUAUUCGAAUCGGACGAUCCAAGAGAAAGGGACUCACUAAAGGCGAUCCUGCAUAGGGUCUACGGUAAAUUCAUGAUCCACCGCCCGUUUAUAAGAAAGUGCGUAAGCAAUGUAUUCCACAGAUUCGUAUUCGAAACGGAGAAGCACAACGGAAUCGCAGAGCUGUUGGAGAUUUUCGGGAGCGUGAUAACGGGAUUCGCUCUGCCUCUAAAAGAAGAGCACAAGAUAUUCUUUUCGAGGGCUUUGAUUCCUCUGCACAAACCAAAGUCUUUGGGGGUUUACUUUCAGCAGCUCUCGUUUUGCGUGACUCAGUUCAUCGAGAAGGAGCCGAAGUUGGGGGUUGUGUUGAUCAAGGGGCUUUUGAAAUGUUGGCCGAUUACGAAUAGCCAAAAGGAGUUGAUGCUUUUGGGUGAGGUGGAGGAGGUUUUGGAGGCGACUAAUAUGACCGAUUUUCAGAAAGUUAUGGUGCCUUUGUUCUAUCGGAUUCGACACUGCAUGAAUAGUUAUAAUUUUCAGGUUGCCGAGAGGGCUUUGUUCCUGUGGAACAACGACCAGAUUGUGAACCGUAUUGCGCACAACAGGGAAGCGAUUCUGCCGAUAGUAAUUCCGGCUCUGGAACUAAACGCGCAGAACCACUGGAACCAUUCGAUUCUCAACCUGACUUUCAACGUGAAGAAGAUGCUCGCAGAAAUGGACGAACCCCUUGUAUCUGCCUGCAUUUCCAAUUACCGAGAGGAACAAGAAAGGCAAGACUCGGAAAUCGAAAAACGGAGCGAAAUUUGGGAGCGCUUGGAAAAUGCUGCUAAUCUACAGCCGUUGGUCGGAAACACUACCGCUGUUCUCGUGACUCACUGAACAAAAAACACACACAUCCAUGUUGGUGUGUGUGUGUGUGUGUGUGGAUCAGUCAUCAAUGGUGGAACUUUUAUCCAUUGUUUUUUUUUGGGAUAAAUAUGCCAUAGUGUGUAAACUGUAAAACUAACAUAUUUUAUCGGUUAAUUUUUAUUUAUUUAUUAUUAUUAUUUUC
Molecule: messenger RNA, 2373 nt
Organism: Erythranthe guttata (spotted monkey flower)
Lineage: Eukaryota; Viridiplantae; Streptophyta; Magnoliopsida; Lamiales; Phrymaceae
Product: serine/threonine protein phosphatase 2A 57 kDa regulatory subunit B' kappa isoform
Biological process (GO): signal transduction
Cellular component (GO): protein phosphatase type 2A complex
Molecular function (GO): protein phosphatase regulator activity
Source: RefSeq, a predicted model, not a curated record